GAAUCUUUGGAUUGUUUGACCUUGGAAAAUUUCAGAAUGUUUUCAAAUCUGUAUCAUCUAAUUUUUAAAGUGCAUUAAUUAUUACAUUAACGACUUUAAUUAACGUUCGUUGAGGAAGUUUUUUUGUGGCUUACGUAUUUAUUUUAUUGGGUGAAAACCACAUGACAAAGCCAUAUGAUCAACUAUUUACAUGGCUGUCACAGUGUAACUGACCGUUAUUUUACUUUUUUUUAUUGCUGUUUACUGUUACAAGUAUAUUUGCAUGACAGUCAUGAAUUAACCAAACUACUGCUGUAAGCAAGCUAUAUUAAUUAUAAAGGUUAAUUGGCUCCAAAUUAACAAUGUGGAGCAUAUGGCUUACUCUCUAUAUGAAUUUUAUUAAACUAUUUCGACGUAUUAACUGCAAGUACGUAGACGUUGACUAAGCAGGCAACUAUAUGAAUUAUUUUAUGCCUGCUAAUAUAAUAUGCACCAGUGGAGAAACAUUGUCAACUGCUUAAGUGUUAAUCAUAGUGUUCAUCCAUCAGCACCUGUGGCUCCCAAUCAUAGUGAGUUUUUGCAGAUAAGUAAUAAUGUAAAAAUAAGAGUGAUACAUGUAAAGGGAAAGGGUGUGGAUUGCAAAAUUUCUGAAGAAAACAAAGAGGUAGUAAAUAAUGCUGAAAAGAGGCCACAAAGUUUAUAUGAAGAAUAUUGGUUUACACGUAGCAACAAACCACCAAAGUUUCAAAGAUGUAGCUGUUCUUUUAGAAGAUCUCAAAGACUGUCAGGAGUGAUUUUCACUAAAGAUAAUGAGAGUGCAUUAAUAGGAAGUUGUGAUACAAUACAGAAUAUACGACUGAGAUGUGUAGAAUUAUUUGUUGAAAAUGUUAUUGAUGACUGCUUAUUUGAAGCAUUUAAAGAGUAUGUUUCAAAGUCUUGUCAGUCUUCAAGUGGAUUCCAUAAUUUAGGAUUUGAAAGUAGUGAAGACUGUGAGAAUAUAGCAAUUAAGAUUAAUGAGAGAAAGCAGAUCAUAGAAAAUUGUCUAGAAACAAGAAAUAAUCCAUGUAAUAUAGAAAAAAAUGGUAUAGUUAAUUCAGAAAGCCAAAAUCCUGUUGUAAGACUUCGUAAUAGUAGUACCCAUAAAUUUAAUUCUCAGACAACUAAUAAGAAAAGACAUUGCACACAUAGUUCAUCUGCUAUUUCUAAACCUCUUAUUAUUCUUUUCCAUGGAAUUGGUACUUCAGCAGAUGUUUGGUGGUCUGUGAUAAACUGCCUGAGUUUGAAUGGCCAUGAAGUAGUAGCUCCAGAUAUGUUAGGACAUGGGUAUAGUUCAGUGCCAAAUCAAGCUGGGGUAUAUAAGUUCAAGAAUUUAGUAAAACAAGCGUUGGCUGUCUUUGAACAUUAUGUAGAAUCAAGUGACUCAAGAAAGAUAAUUGUAAUAGCUCACUCUUUAGGGUGCAGUAUUGCCACAGCUCUUUGUAGACACAAAGUACAACAGGUAUCCCAGUUAAUUUUGAUUAGUGGUGGGGGACCAACACCCUUGGCACCCCCUGUACAAAGUGAAAUUCCUUUAGUAAGGUGUCUGCAGACUAUUUUCAAGCCUCUCUUAUUCUGUGGGGUAAAACGGACUUUGCUGUACUCCUCAAGGGGGAAACAUUUUGAGUGUUGUGAGAAAAGUAAAACUGUAGUGCCUGCCCAUGUCUUACACUAUAUAGAGAAGGGACAGUAUUGGCCUGAGGGUGAUGCAGCCUUUCACAGAAAAAUUCACAUUCCUACAUUACUUGUAUAUGGUUUACAAGAUAAACAAGUCACUCUAGUUCAAGAAUGUGAAAUGGAAAGGACGAUUCCGAGGUCGUUUUUAGAAUUAAUACCUAAUUGCGGGCAUCUUCCUAUGUUGGAAACUCCAGAACAGUUAAAUCAUAUGAUUACUUGUUUUAUUGACUGGUGGAAUAGAUAAUAAAGCUUAUUUUUUUUUGUAAUUACAUUAGAAUGUGAAACUGUACGUAAUAAUGCUCUUGCAAUUUGUAAAUAUUACC
This is a messenger RNA of Agrilus planipennis (emerald ash borer), 2015 nucleotides long. RefSeq names its product protein ABHD8. The transcript has 6 exons. The record is from RefSeq and is a predicted model, not a curated record. Lineage: Eukaryota; Metazoa; Arthropoda; Insecta; Coleoptera; Buprestidae. Gene Ontology annotation, molecular function: catalytic activity. The coding region runs from base 467 to 1936 and encodes 489 amino acids.